Lytechinus pictus (painted urchin) is the source of this 3021-nucleotide messenger RNA. RefSeq names its product gamma-aminobutyric acid type B receptor subunit 2-like. The transcript has 12 exons. The record is from RefSeq and is a predicted model, not a curated record. Gene Ontology annotation, molecular function: G protein-coupled GABA receptor activity. Lineage: Eukaryota; Metazoa; Echinodermata; Echinoidea; Temnopleuroida; Toxopneustidae. Gene Ontology annotation, cellular component: G protein-coupled receptor heterodimeric complex; membrane. Gene Ontology annotation, biological process: gamma-aminobutyric acid signaling pathway; G protein-coupled receptor signaling pathway. Bases 15 to 1670 code for a protein of 551 amino acids.
AAGACGCAAGAAUAAUGAUAGCUAGCUUCUCAGAGGAAACGGCUAGAAAAGUAUUAUGCGAGGCCUUUAUGCGCAAAUUGUAUGGUCCUAAACGAAUCUUCAUCUUUCGCGGUUUCCUGGAGUCCAACUGGUGGAAAACCUCAGACAAACCAGUGGAUCUAAGGUGCACAGAUGAUGAUAUGAUGACUGUCCUACAGAGUGUAAUUACUGUAUACUUCAACAUGAAUGCAAGACAAAGGACUGCAGUCGCAACGGCCCAGACGUACCUGUCCUUUCGAAAGGAGAUGUCCCGGAUCCUGGGCUCGAAGAUCUUAACGAGCCACGAUGUAGCAGCGAAUGCUCACGAUGGGAUCUGGGCUAUCGGAUACGGUCUCAACCAGUCUCGUGCCUUUAUUGGUAAUCGAAGUCUACACGAUUACACGUACAAUGACAAGAACAUGACAAGAACAUUCUACAACCACAUCCUCAAAUCACAGUUUUAUGGUGUAUCGGGACCAAUGGGAUUCCAAGCAGACGGUGACAGAACGGGGUUUUUCGUCAUUGAACAAAUUAAAGAUGGAGAACGUGUAGUCUUAGGAACUUUAGAACAAGGCCAAGUUAUUAAAUGGCUCUUGCCUACCGAGGAUAUAUGGGAUCAAAAUAACGGACAGCCACCAUUUGACGAGGACCGCACGCAUGAGAUCUUGGUAGUCCAAACUAUCUCUAAAAUAUCGGUUAUCAUAAUGAGCGUCUUUGCUGUAAUGGGAGUAUCCUUAUCACUGUUCUUCUUCAUUUUCAAUAUCAGAAAUAGGAAGAAUAGGUUUAUUAAGAUGUCUAGUCCAAAUCUGAACAACCUCACUAUCUGUGGAAUUUCUUUAGGAUAUACAUGUGUGAUCUUACUUGGCAUAGACCCUGGAAUGUUAACACCUCCACAUCAGUACAUCAUAUGCGGGGCGCGUGUGUGGUUUAUCUCGUUUGCUUUCACUAUAGCAUUCGGGGGAAUGUUUACCAAAACGUGGAGGGUCUAUCAUAUCAUCAUCAACAAACGAACCACCAGGAAGGUGAUAAAGGAUCGACAUCUGGUUGGCAUCAUUUUGGUGCUUUUAAUCAUUGACCUCAUCAUUCUGGGCAUCAAGGAGAUCGUUGAUCCUUAUCACGUUAUUGAUGAGCUGAUCGAGAAACCACGGACCCAGAAAGACCGUGAAAAUUUCGUACUGUACAUCCAUGUUUACCGACGAUGUUCUGCCAAGUUCAAUACAAUAUGGACCAUCAUCUUGGUUGUAUACAAGAGUUUCAUCAUGGUGUUUGGGGCAUUCUUGUCUUUCCAGACAAGGACAAUUAGCAUUUCUGGACUGAAUGACAGUUACUAUGUUGGACUAUCUAUAUACAAUGCUUGCCUGUGUUGCGCUGUGGCUGUUCCCUUAUCACUUUUCAAGAUAAACUCUCUCAACGUGACCUACGCCGUUACAUCUGGGUUCAUCAUCUUUUGUGCGACAACUAUUCUCUGUACACUUUUCCUUCCCAAGAUAUCCGCCAUCUAUCGGCAGCAUCAUGAAGUAGGUAACAUCCAACGAUUCGGUCUGAACACAACUCACUCUAUGCCAGGAACAUCAGGUGUGACAACUGUUAAAAUGAUGGGACGAGAACCAACUCAACUAGGUGAACAUAAUGCCAUCAAUAAGAAAGCUUGAAUUAUAUACAUUUCAAUGUAUUAUGAACGGAUCAGGGGGAGCCUAUGUAGUGUGCCCCAUUUUGGCCGAAAUUGUGCACCCUAGCCCUUUUUAUUUUUUGGACAAAUCUCCCCCUUUGUAAGAUUGUUACAAUAUUGAAUACCGAACAAAUAACAAAGACAAUUUUCAUUAGAUUAUUUUUGCUUUUUAAUUAUUUACACAGAAUAAAAAAAAAUAUAUAAUACAUCUUACAUAUCGUGAAGAUUCAGUUCUGAGUUAUUUCAAAUAAUAUAAUUAUAUGCAAGUUGGCUGGCAAAAGUUCCUUAAAUUAAAGUCCACAAUGCUGGCGAUGGUGAAAUUGAUGUUGAAACACAAUGAAUAAUAAGAGUCACUGUAACAAGUUGAAAUGUCCGUGAAGACGAAUUUGAUGAUGAUAAACAGUCAAUUUCAGCAAUCCACGGGUUGACAAAUGUUCUGUAGAACAGGUUGAUGAUCUCGAUGAAAACUGAGAAUUCCUCUCUCAAAAUAACUGCAAAUAGUUCAUUGAUGGUGUGCAAAAUUCCACAGAAGAUAACUGUUGUUGGAAACAAAGUAUGCUCUUAAAAAAAAAAUGGUGUGAAAUUCUAAGUUCUGAUCUGAUAUGAUGAUGUCCUUGAAGAAACUGCCAGCUUAUAUAUAUAUAAAUUUACACUAUUCUGGAAGCUUCUAUUAUUGUCUUUAAAAAGAACAUUCUGCCAAUUUCUAGAGCAGUCCAAUUAUACGACUCUUGAAUGACCUCAGUGAAAUUAACAAUGUAAAAAAAACAUAGCUAAUCCUAUUGUCCUUUUCACUGCAGGGUUUCUAUUGUCAAGCAGUCUCUAUUGACCAAUACAAAAAUACCAAAAUACCAAUCAUUGCUCUUUCUCAUUAAAUAUGCGUAUCUUGCAAAGCUUACUAAGACAUUCUGGAAUAUUCUAAUUAUGCUAUGAACUUCCUUAGAGAAAAAAAUAGCACAAUGAAUGAAUAUACAUGUAUUUUUCUCUUACAAUUCAUCUUAUAUAAUAUGAUAAGAUAUAAACUUUAUCUUUUGCUUAACAAGAAAUCAAUUUUCAUGGAAAAGCUCCUUUUCUAGAUGUUUUCCCCUUUUUCACUCAUUAAUUAUUAUUUGGGGAUGAUUUUUUUUUCACACGUUCUUCUUUUCCCUCUUUCCUUCCACUUUCCAUUUCUCUCUAUAUGUUCUUUCUUUCCCUUGUUUCCUUUCGCUUUUCGUUUCUUUCUCCUUUUCCCAUGGGGAGGGGGGGGGCAGACCCCCCUCCCCUGGUCUCUGCCUUUUUACGCCACUGGCCCCAAGCUUUGAGCCUAGAACGCCGGUGCCUUAACCACUACCCCCCCC